This is a messenger RNA of Suillus fuscotomentosus, 492 nucleotides long. RefSeq lists its product as uncharacterized. Gene Ontology annotation, molecular function: sequence-specific DNA binding; zinc ion binding. The transcript is spliced from 3 exons. The record is from RefSeq and is a predicted model, not a curated record. NCBI's taxonomy places the organism in Eukaryota, Fungi, Basidiomycota, Agaricomycetes, Boletales, Suillaceae. The annotation marks the transcript as partial. Gene Ontology annotation, biological process: regulation of DNA-templated transcription.
AUGCUACCUCCUGGAUCUGGGCCUGGUAUCGCCCCGUCUUCAUCGGCAGGGCAUGUUCCUGUUCCUCUCGCGUCUCCAUCGGGGUUAGGAACUGCGCAGAUUCCUGGAACGGGUACGGGUUUGGGUGGGGCACAGGAUCAAGACCGAUCGAUGGCUGAAGCAGAUAUGGAGCUCAUAAGGACCAAGAGAGCGCUGACGACUAUGGCUGCUGCUGCUGCGUUGGGUGGGAAUGGGGGUGGAGGGACUGGAGGGAAGAAUAAGUAUCGGAAGCGGAGUCGCGCGACACCUCCUGGAAAAUGCCAUUCCUGCAAUAUUCGGGAGACGCCAGAGUGGAGACGUGGACCGGAUGGUGCAAGGACGUUGUGUAAUGCUUGUGGGUUGCACUACGCGAAGCUCGUGCGUAAGCGCGAGAAAGCCCUUGCAAAUGGCGAGACGCCAUCAAUCCAGCGCAUCGAUAUGGAGAUGCUACGUGCAAGUGCGCGAGCUGCUGAU